Molecule: messenger RNA, 2577 nt
Organism: Symbiodinium necroappetens
Lineage: Eukaryota; Dinophyceae; Suessiales; Symbiodiniaceae
Source: the annotation of a GenBank genome assembly
AUGUUGAGCAGAAGCUAUUGCGCUGUGGAGUUCCACAUUGGCACGAGUUGGAAUAGCUACCCCGUGAAACUAUUUUCUUCCUUGGGCCAUGAUCACCCUGUGCUUCGAGAAAGGGCGUGUGUCUUGUGCCCGCUUUCACAGCUCCUCGUUUCAGUCUAUGAUCCCGACGACUUCGACAACAACGAAGUCCAGAGUGUACUGGCAACCCUAGCAAGCGUCUACAGGUUGGACAUCGCUGAUGUGGAGGCCAGACACGCAUCGACAAGGAGAAUAACCUCUCUGAAGGGCCUGCAAACGACGGUGCCACAUUUAACAAACAUCUCUGCCGAAUGGGUCGUGCGAAGCAAUCUGAUUUGCAGAGGCGAAGUCUUGCCGCAGUCCGCAGGGGCCAGUGAGGCCAGUGCUGCUGGGCAGGAUAGCCAAUCUCAGCGGGAUGUCAGACGGAACCCCUGGAAUGCAUUCCUGAGUGCCAGAUGCAGUUCGCCGUUCCCGCAGGACAUGGCGGCCCUGCGAGAAGAGUACCACGCUCUUGCUCCUGAAGAGCGGCAGAUGUACGAAGAGAUGGCGAAUGUUGCAGCUGCAGCAAAGUUGAGAGAUCUCCAGCCAUACCACAAAGGUGUUCGUGGCAGUGAUUCUCAUUCAAUUGCCGGGCAGCCCGAGUCUGACGCCAGGGCUUUGGUUCCGCUCUGUGAGCCCUACGAAAGUGCUCAGCGAGACUUAGCGUGUGCGGGCCAAGUGGCUUCAGAUGUCCUUUGCAAGCAGCUUCUAGACGCUCUGUCUGUGCAGAACCAGGAGCACCAGCAGCAGGCACUUGCUUUGCGAAAGCGGGAAGAAGAGUGUGAUAGAUUGCGUGCUGAAUACACACAGCAAGAUGCAGUGUUGAGACACACUAUGUCCUGCUGUCCACCCAUGCUCGAUCACUGCGCUCCCGCUCUGAAUGGUCUCCUUUCCGAACUGCUUGCUGACGGAGAACGCAGCCGUCUGCGGGCCGGCCUUCUGGAGGCAUGGGAUGCUUUGCACGAUAUGCGCUUGCAUGACGAAGAGCCGAAGAUCCAAGACAACUCAAGCAGCAUGCCUUCGCUGUGCAACCAGCUCGGAUUUUGUGUCUGCGAAGAGGGCGGCCUAGGGAUGAAAAGCUGGCUUUUUCAUCGCCGCCUGACCGUCUUCCUGAGAUCUGUGUUUGUUCCGAGGCGGACCAAGCGGAAGCAAGACGACUCUGGGCGGAUGGUUCCUGUGGAGUUGACUCCUGCGCAGCAGCAAUCGCAGGCGAAACUGAAGAGGCAACGAUCCUUGCUCAACGAUGCUUUCAUUGUCUUGAAAAUUGAAGCUUCCAGCAAUGAUGUUAUCACCGAUGUGCUGCCUAGCGAAACAUAUGUGCACAGCUCUUGGAGGCGAAUGGCCCUGAACCCCCUCCAACAUGGUCCUUCUUGCCUCUGGUUGCACAUUGGCCACGUGAAUUUCUCCACCUGGACCAUGGGCUUUCUGAAGCUGCACGAAGUAGACAGGAAUGAGAAUGAGAAUGGUUACACUCGGCUGAGAGUGGGAGAUGUGGCAGAAGCAUGCCACUCUGUGAGAACAUUCUUCGAGAGCCAGCAGGACUUUGAUGUCAACUGGCGCUGCACUGUUCAUCAGAUUUUAGCCAACAACGACAUCUUGAUCCGGGACGACAUGUGCUCAGACUGGGUGCUGGUGAAGGAGCUUGCAGAUCUCCCAGUAUUUGAGUUCUGGCAAGGUUGGUUGGCCGAAAAUGCCAAGCACCGCGAGGAACAAAAGAGACGAUCGUCUGGAAAGUCGAACUCCAAGAAGCGGGAGGCUCCCGCAGCUCCUGCAGCGGCCGCGCCGGCAGGCAAGAAAGCUCGAUCCACCCAAGCACAUGCUGAUGCGGAGAUUCCUGUGGAUGCCGACGACGACUUGGGUUUCGACGAGGGCGGAAAUGCUGAGCAGGAUGAUGUGCACCUGAUGGAAGAUUCUGGGGAUGAAAGCCAGGCCGAAAGCAUUUCUCUGUCAGAGCUUAUAAAUGCUGCGGAUGCCGGGCCUGACAGCGACCUGGAGGGCGACAAUGCCAAGGACAAGGAAGACUUGGCUGAUGCCAGUGCGGCGUCUGCAGUCCCGCGGGCAGCUGCUGAAGCUGAUGAUGUGGCUUCUGCAGACAUCUCAGCACGGGGCCCUGCUGACAGGGUUCCUGCCGGACCACGACGUGAUCCGCGACCCACCCUGCUUGCUUCUUUUGAGUCAUGGGGCGACCUUCGUUACAACGAGGAAGCGGAGCACAUCAUGGCUGUGUGCCCUUUGCAUACCAACUGCAGACGCACUAGAACAGUGCACCCUUCAAGCACAGCAAGGAACCCGGGCCAGGGCCGGCCCAUUGGAUGGCUGUGCUGUUGGUUGCAACUUGCCGACCGCUUUUCAACGGCUGCAGAGCACACGAGCCAAGAAGCAUUGAAGCUCAUUACUCUCGAAGGCAGGCGGCAAGCGCGAGAACGGUUCAUGCGUUCAGAGAGUGGUCGUGGUUUGGCGAGGCACGAGCGUGCACGAUUUGAUCAUGAGCUGCAUGAUGAGCCUGAUGCGAUGACUUGA